Molecule: messenger RNA, 1011 nt
Organism: Mastomys coucha (southern multimammate mouse)
Lineage: Eukaryota; Metazoa; Chordata; Mammalia; Rodentia; Muridae
Gene: CUNH15orf40
Product: chromosome unknown C15orf40 homolog
Exons: 4
Coding region: 51-596 (181 amino acids)
Cellular component (GO): cytoplasm
Source: RefSeq, a predicted model, not a curated record
CCGGACACUUCCGCCACGCUGCCGACCUCCUAGGAGGCUGCGGGUUUGGGAUGCUGCAGCUUGCUGUAGGUCGCUGUGUUUGGCCUCUGUUAGACUCCUGUGUGAUUCCACAAUGCCUAAGAAAGCCGGUGCGACAAGCAAGGCCAGUGGCAAGCCUGGUGUUGUGGAGAGGGUGGGCCACGGGGCUACACUGGCGGGGAACAGAAGCAGCGCCUGGAGGGCGGAAGACCUCCCUUCGGGUCCAGGGUAAAAACCAAACCAAGGAACCAGAGACACCCCCACCUCCUGCAGGGCCUGUAGCAACUGAUCCUAAAGGUUUUGUCACCAUCUCCAUCCAUGCCAAACCUGGCUCCAAACAGAAUGCUGUGACAGAUCUGAGCACUGAGGCUGUUGGUGUGGCCAUCGCGGCACCUCCGUCUGAGGGAGAGGCGAAUGCAGAGCUCUGUCGUUACCUUUCCAAGGUCUUGGACCUCAGGAAGAGUGAUGUGGUUCUGGAUAAGGGUGGUAAAUCUCGGGAAAAGGUGGUGAAGCUCUUGGCCUCUACAACUCCAGAGGAGGUCUUGGAGAAGCUGAAAACGGAAGCUGAAAAGAAAUAAAGGCAAGCAAUGGCAAGCACUUCCUUGUGGAGCUCUCGUAAGAGUAGAGGAGGCCAAGAGGAAAGUAUACAGCGGUGCCCAGAUGUGGAGAAUGGAAUCCAUAGAUAGGAUCAGACUAAAAUACAAGUAGGAAAUCUAAGUCUAUACAUUAAGUACAGGCUCUCAAAUCCCUCACUGUGGGAGCUGGAGACACCUCAGUGGUUAAGAGUACUUGCUGCUCUUCCAGGGGAUCUGGACUCAGCUCCCAGCACUGGCACUGGAGGGCUCACAAACUCCAGUUGCAGGUGUCCCGACAUUCUUUUCUGACCUCUGAGGUCCCUUGCAGACUUGUGGUUCAUGUAUGUACAUCCAGGCACACACACACACACACACAUAUAUACUAAAUAAAUAAACCUUUCAAAUCCCCAAGUGCAAA